AUGUAUGUGUCAUGUCAAAUGCAUACCCUUGUUUGUUUCGAUCCGGUGAAACGCUGCGGUGAAAUGAACGCAUCGCAUCGCUGCACCGGACCACGAACCGCAUCAGCAACCGAGAUGAGAUCAAAAACAGCACCACAAAGAAAAGUCUGGUUAUCUAGAGCUGAAAUCCAAAGAGCGCUUCCCAGAAAGAGUUUCUUCAGCUGUCAUGAUAAUAAGCUACGGAAGGCAAGGUUUGAAAGCGGAGAAUUUGCUGCGUUUUCAACCAAAUCAAAUCCUCUGGUUCCCGGGUUGUCAAAUGUGAUGCCAUCCAGAUCUGCUAAGGCUUCUUUAAGGUCAGUUGCUGCAGACGAAACCGAUGGAACCGGAAGUGCUGUGAAGACAACUUCUUCUCAGAACGUUUCCAAGGAAUCCAUUACAGGUGAUUCAAAGACUGAAAACAUGAAACCAAAUUGGGUCGAGUCGGUUAAAAAUAAAGCGAUAUCCAGAAUAAAGAACGAAAAUCUGGACGCUCUUGGUCAAAGCCAUUCCAAUUUGCUUCACGAAAACAGUGAGCUCUUCCUUCACGACUGCAAACCGCUUUUCGAAUAUCUUAAAUUUGUGAAAAACAACAAAGACGAAUGGCUAGUAACGUAUGGUAGUGUUCCCCCAUCAAGUCAAAAUCAGCACAUUUUUGCUAGUGCUGCAGCUAAGUCCACAGAAAGUUACCUUGUGACUGCUUCUUAUGAAGUUGGUGCUCGUAGAUCUUUUUUGGUUGACUCCAGACACCAUCCGGAGGUGACGCACGACAAGAACCGGAAGUCACACCAAGAGGACAAAAAGAAUUUGAAAACCCAAGAUGGCAACGAAGUUGAUGAGAUGUCGGAAAUUGAUCGAUUACGUCUGAAAGCCAAAUUAUGGGCCGAGUCGGUGUCAACAUCGACAUUAAUCCGGUGUCGUAUAAAAUGUCUUCAAGCUCUUGGUGAAGAUGAUACAAGUCUCACAACAUGGUGGACUAGCCUUCAAACCUGUACUUAUCUCAGAUAA
Lottia gigantea (owl limpet) is the source of this 1023-nucleotide messenger RNA. RefSeq lists its product as hypothetical. Lineage: Eukaryota; Metazoa; Mollusca; Gastropoda; Lottiidae. Bases 1 to 1023 code for a protein of 340 amino acids. The transcript has 2 exons. The record is from RefSeq and is a predicted model, not a curated record.